GCAUUCUUUCCGCUGGGAAUGGUGUCCUUAAAAUCAGCCAAAACCUCACUGAUUUACUGCUUUCGGAACGACGUAGUCGAAGCCGUGGAUACACAAGGUUGCUGAAGGCAACGGAGGCCAAACGGGGGUUACAGCAUAACAAACAGCAACGUUCGCACGCCGGCACCGGUGACACAGUUGCACAAUGAGCCAACAGUACGUGAGUCCGUUGUCGAUCGCCGUAAUUUGCUCGUCCAACAUGAACCGGUCGAUGGAGGCACACGGGUUUCUGGCGAAGAAACGGUUUAAAGUGCGCUCGUUCGGGACGGGCGAUAAGGUCAAACUGCCCGGCACGGCAGCGGACAAACCGAACGUGUAUGAGUUUGGCACGACGUACGACGACAUCUACAACGAUCUGGCCACCAAAGACAAACAAUACUAUACACAAAACGGCUUGCUGCACAUGCUUGACCGCAACCGGCGGAUCAAAUCGUGUCCGGAAAAGUUUCAGCUCUGUACCGAGCGGUUCGACGUGCUCGUAACGUGCGAGGAACGCGUCUACGACCAGGUGAUAGAGUAUAUGGAAUCGAAAACACCAACCUACAACCUGCCGGUGCACGUGAUCAACAUCGAUAUUCAGGACAACCACGAGGAGGCAACGGUCGGUGCGUUUCUGAUCUGUGAUCUCAUAACGAUGAUGGCGCAGAGUACGGAUCUGGACAAUGAUAUUGAUGAGCUGUUGCACGAUUUUGAAAACAAAUGCCAACGCAGUGUACUCCAUUGCGUGUUGUUUUAUUAGCGAAUUGGAUCGGAAAGGCAGCGUCACCUGAUUGACCUCUACCGCAAAGAACCUCAACUAAGCCUCCAGCGCCUACGAUGACGAACCGUCAAGAAAUAGGCAAAUACUACUUGCCCACAGAUUCAAGUAGAGUGAGCCACUUGUUUGGGUUUAUGAGUCUACACAAAUUUUAUUUUUUUUCUGCUUCUGAUAUUCGAAUGCAAAAUGACAGAGACGGUUAAAUCAAAUCAAAACCCAAGGAAUACGUUUGAGAAUAUAACUUUAUUCUUUUUUAUGUACA
Messenger RNA from Anopheles bellator, 1058 nucleotides. It is a transcript of the gene Ssu72, whose product is annotated as RNA polymerase II subunit A C-terminal domain phosphatase SSU72. Bases 185 to 778 code for a protein of 197 amino acids. Gene Ontology annotation, cellular component: nucleus; mRNA cleavage and polyadenylation specificity factor complex. The transcript has 4 exons. The record is from RefSeq and is a predicted model, not a curated record. Gene Ontology annotation, molecular function: RNA polymerase II CTD heptapeptide repeat phosphatase activity. Gene Ontology annotation, biological process: termination of RNA polymerase II transcription. NCBI's taxonomy places the organism in Eukaryota, Metazoa, Arthropoda, Insecta, Diptera, Culicidae.